AUGCAGCUUGCUGAAACCUCUGGCGCUGAUUUUUUCGUGCAGGACGGGUUUGGCGUUGUUCAUCGCGCGCAUGCUAGCACCGAGGCAAUCACGCAUGAACUGCCGAGCAUUACCGGGCUUUUACUUGAAAAAGAGUAUGUGUCUAUCACGGGCGCGAUGAAAAACCCAAAGCGGCCCCUGGUUGCUGUACUCGGCGGCGCCAAAGUGAGUGACAAACUGCCGCUUUUACAAGCGCUUGUACCUAUAGCGGAUCAGAUAUUGGUUGGCGGUGCUAUGGCAAACACGUUUUUGGCGGCACGUGGCUAUAAUCUUGGCAAAAGUAAAUACGAAGCAGACCAAGGUGUCGAGAUAGAAGAAAUCAUGCGCCAGGUAACCGUAAAAGUGGGUGCGGGCAACGGGGAUGAGUUUUUACGCUUACCAAGCGACGUGGCUGUCGCGAAUUCAGUUGAUGAGGCGAGCGAGAGAAAGGUAGUUGGUAUUGAUGCUAUCUCUGAUGAGGAGCUAGCACUUGAUAUAGGAGAGAGAACGAUCGAAGAUUUCGCGGCACGCGUCAAGACGGCUCAUACGGUGAUAUGGAACGGUACUAUGGGGUAUGCGGAACUGCCGCAAUUUUCCCAUGGGUCGGCUCGAAUGGCGUUGGCUAUCGCAACGAAUGUCUCAGCUACAUCAGUGGUUGGAGGUGGGGAUACCGCCGAUUUCGUAUUAGGCUGGGACGCGAAAGAGGGCGCCAGCUUCAGUCAUGUGUCUACAGGCGGCGGCGCCAGCUUGGAGCGGAUGAGUGGACAGCCGUUGCCCGGAAUUGAAGCGCUCCUCGACAAAUAA
Messenger RNA from Vollenhovia emeryi, 822 nucleotides. RefSeq names its product phosphoglycerate kinase, chloroplastic-like. The transcript has a single exon. Gene Ontology annotation, molecular function: ATP binding; ADP binding; phosphoglycerate kinase activity. Bases 1 to 822 code for a protein of 273 amino acids. Lineage: Eukaryota; Metazoa; Arthropoda; Insecta; Hymenoptera; Formicidae. Gene Ontology annotation, cellular component: cytosol. The record is from RefSeq and is a predicted model, not a curated record. Gene Ontology annotation, biological process: gluconeogenesis; glycolytic process.